This is a messenger RNA of Meloidogyne enterolobii, 372 nucleotides long. The record is from the annotation of a GenBank genome assembly. Lineage: Eukaryota; Metazoa; Nematoda; Chromadorea; Rhabditida; Meloidogynidae.
UUAUUUUUUCCAUUUUUUCUAUUUUUUAGAGCUGUUAAUUAGUUUUUUAAAUUUCAGUUUUUGUAAAAAAUGUGGCCACCGCCUAGGCAUAAUAUGCCAAUUCCUCCACCACCUAUUCAACCUUAUGGAAUGCCACUUCAUGGACAUCCACCUGAUCCUUAUAUGGAUAGAAGAGUUGGUGCUGGUGCUCCUCCUCCUCCUCUUGCUGGACCACAAUGGAAUCAUAGAGAAGUUGGUACUUGGAGAGUACCUGGAGAAGAUUGGCGGUCUGCUGUGCAUCACCAACCCUGGUCAAAAAUUAUUUCACUUCCUGUUUUUGUCAGAUCACGAUUUUUAUCAACGCCAAUAUGGAGGGAAUGUCCCAAUUGCUAG